Messenger RNA from Cryptomeria japonica (Japanese cedar), 2526 nucleotides. RefSeq names its product ergothioneine biosynthesis protein 1. The record is from RefSeq and is a predicted model, not a curated record. The transcript is spliced from 5 exons. NCBI's taxonomy places the organism in Eukaryota, Viridiplantae, Streptophyta, Pinopsida, Cupressales, Cupressaceae. The coding region runs from base 130 to 2256 and encodes 708 amino acids.
GUUUUAUUUUUAUUGUAGUGAACGCCUAACCACUAGGUAAAAUCUCUGAGAAAGAAAGAAGAUCUGAAAUAGUAUCAGGACGAUCAAGCUAUAAAAGGAGUUGCACCUCUCCUACAAAAGAACACAGAAAUGAAUAUGGAGGAGAAAAUUGUGUUAAAUGGGCUGAGGAAACAGCAGAGGGAGAUUCAUUUCAGUUUUCUGUAUGAUACUCAAGGCUCACAGAUUUACGAAGAGAUUACAUGUCUGAAAGAGUAUUACUUGUUCAAUGCAGAACUCCAGCUGUUUAAAGACAAGGCAGUGGAGAUAGCAAAGGCCAUUACCCCUGGAAGUUUGUUCGUUGAAUUGGGUUGUGGUAAUGCUCUUAAGACUGCUUCUCUACUCUCUGCUAUUCAACACGUCCAUGGAAGAUGCAGGUAUGUGGGGAUUGAUGUUUCUGAAAGUGCACUGAAGGAGGCCAGAAGAAACCUGGGAGAUCUUGUGGCAGAACUGAACCCUGAUGCCAUAGAGUUGAUAAAUGCAGAUUUUAUCGAGGGUUUGCUCAAGGUGAAAAGCUGUUAUCCUGAGCAGCAACUCUGCAUUGCAUGGCUUGGAAGUAGUGUUGGCAAUCUGACAAAGGAAGAUGCUGCAGAAUUUUUCAAGGACAUUUUCAAAGCUGUGGGAUUCACUUGCCAACUACUUGUCUGCAUCGAUAUGUGGAAGAAUCCUGAAACCCUUUAUUCAGCAUACCAUGACAAGAAGGGUGUAACUGAGCGCUUCAUCAAGCAUGGUGUGCAGAAGGCACUGUCUUGUAUUGGAUAUGAACCAGAUGAGGACUCUGUAAAAUCUUGGUGUUAUGAUGUGGAGAUUAACAAGCUUCUUAGAAGAGUAGAAAUGUAUAUCUCCUUCCCCCAAGGUUUGAAUCUUGAUAAACAUCAGAUCCAAAUCAGACCCAGGGAGAGAAUUUUGGUAGAAUUCUCCACAAAAUAUAGUGUGGAUGAUAUAAAACUUGUGGCAACCAAGGCCUGUUGCCAGUUGCAUAGAUGUUGGGGAGACAGCUCCUAUUACACCUGUCAAAUAUUCCUGCCUGUGAGUCAUGCUUUGGUGCAGUGUUGGAGGGACACUGACAAUCUGUUUGCAGGCAUCUUGGACUGGAACUCCAAACCAAUUGAUCUGCGACAUCCAUAUAUCUUCUACUAUGGCCACGUUUGUGCCUUUACAAAAGUAAAAAUGAUGGGAAAUGAUGAAGAAUCAGAAUUGGAUACUAUAUUUUCAAGAGGAAUAGACCCCAAUGUCCUGGAUCCAUCGCAGUGCCACAGCCAUCCAGUUAUACCCUCAACAUGGCCUUCAAAGGAAGUUGUGAUUGACUAUGUGAGAAGAACAAGAAUAUGGAUACAGAAUGAGGCUGUAAACGGAAAAUUGGAUACUAGGGUUUUUUCCCUAGUAAUUGAGCAUGAAAGAAUGCAUCAAGAAACCCUAACCUACAUGAUAGUCCAGGACAGGAAGAAAUCAUUUGAGAACAAAACAAAAGUAUCUAUAAAUAAACCACAGAAAGGCAAUGUGUUUUCUGACAUCCUUAUGCACAAAAUUUCCAGACCAGACAUACUCAUUGAAGCUGGAGAUGUGACUUUAGGGGCACACCCAAGUGAUAUAUCUACAUUCAUAUGGGAUAACGAAGGCCCAACAUUUCAUACAAAAGUUUCUGAACCUUUUCUUGUAGCUUCAAGGCCUGUUUCUAUCAAGGAUUACCUACGCUUUAUUGUUUAUGGAGGCUACAAGAUCAAGAGUCUCUGGAAACAGGAGGACUACACUUUUUUCUCUGAGAAUGGAUUUGUGUAUCCAGCAACAUGGUCUCUUGUGGGCAAUGAGUAUUAUAUUCAUGGCCCUGAUUCAACCAAGCAUUGGACUGAAGUGGCUGAGGAAGCUGUGUAUGUAAGUCUUGCAGAGGCUGAAGCUUUUUGCAAGUGGGUAGGCUACAGAGUGAUGACAGAAACACAGUAUCACAGGAUCUUGGAUUUUGACAAGCAUGGAAAACAGGUUUUAAGUAUGAGAGAAGGUGGUUGGGAGUGGACUAGCACAGAGUUUCACCCAUUUCCUGGCUUUAAGCCUAUUCCAGAGUAUAAAGAAUACUCUACUGAUUUUUUUGAUGGAAAACAUUAUGUUCUUAAGGGGUACUCAGAUGUGACACAUGGAAGUAUGCACAGAGAUUCGUUCAGGAACUUCUAUCAACGUCAGUACAGAUAUGUAUUCUCCAAGUUCAGAUGUAUUCUCUCAGCUUAGGAUGGGUAUCAAUCACAGCUCCAGUGAAUGUAUUUAGAAAGACACUAGGUUAUAGUAAGUGUUUGUGUGAUUUUUAAUUGUAAUCAUGUAUAAUUGAAAAAUAAAUAAACUAUUUCUCUACAGAAGAAGAGUUGAGAAUGAUAGACAAGUAUUUAGUUGUUGGCUUGAUGCAGAUUUUAUUUCUGCGGGUUGUUCCAAAGUAAUAUGCUCAUGUUCCAAGGUUUGAUAGACUAAACACAUCAAAAUCUGCAAAAUAGAAUUUUUUUCUUU